UACGAGUACGAGACGGAUAUUGUACAUUUCAAUUUUAACUGACACAUCUAUUCAGUUUGGAGAAGAUACGCAGGAGAAAAAACAUUGAAAUGUGUUGUCCCAUUAGGAAAUAGGUUUCCAAGUUUACGUCUGGAAAGCUUUAAAAACAAGACACCGUCAGAUGAAGCGAUGCGAAAAGUUAGAAUAAGGCAUGGAUACAGUACCGUUAGACUAGCUAGCCGGUGUGGCAGUCAGAGUCAUAUCAAAGGAACAAUGUUGCAGUUCCGCGGACACACCUUGGACUGUUGAGGAGUGUACUAGUGUCUCGUCAACUCCCCAACAAUAGGUCAUUUAAAGUCCAGCUUGGUUGCCGAAGACGUACACAACAGCGAGGGGAUUUACAGAGGGAUGUUAAGAGACAUGAUGCGGUCUAUGCUUUAUUAUGUCUACCUCCGAUGAUGGUCACCGCCCUGCCCUGCCGCAGUGAGGGAGAGCUGGCCCGCAACGCGCCGGCCGAGCGCUGAGACAGAGGGAGACCAGACAGACGGGCUGACGGAGGGCUCGUCGCCCCUGCUCUCCUGGUCAUGGAGGCCCAGCUAGUCCUGCUGCAGCUGGGGGCGGCCCUGGUCCUCCUGACCACGGUGCCGCAGACGAACGCGGCCGGCCAGGUCUACACCAACACCUGGGCCGUUCGCAUCCAGGGCGGCCCCGAGCAGGCCGACCUCGUCGCCAGGAAGCACGGCUUCGUCAACCACGGCAAUGUGUUUGGAGAUUACUAUCAUUUCCGCCAUCACUCGGUCGCCAAGAGGUCCUUAUCGGGCCACAGCAGGACCCACGCUCUCCUCCAGGAGGAACCACAGGUGCAGUGGACGGAGCAACAGGUGGCGAAGCCGAGGAAGAAGAGGGAUAUCUACGAAGCGCCGUCAGACCCCAAGUUCUCCGAGCAGUGGUACCUGUCCAGCCCCAGUCACCAGGACCUGAACACCAGAGAGGCAUGGGCCCAGGGCUACACAGGCAGGGGGGUGGUGGUCACCAUCCUGGACGACGGCAUUGAGAAGGACCACCCCGACCUGGCCCCCAACUACGACCCCGACGCCAGCUACGACGUCAACGAUGGAGACUCGGACCCGCAGCCGCGCUACACCCAGCGCAACGAGAACAGACAUGGGACCCGCUGUGCAGGAGAGGUGGCAGCGUCAGCCAACAACGGCGUGUGUGGCGUGGGCGUGGCCUACAACGCCAGAAUUGGAGGCGUGCGUAUGCUGGACGGGGAGGUGACCGACGUGGUGGAGGCCCACUCUCUCAGCAUGAACUCUCAGCACGUCCACGUGUACAGCGCCAGCUGGGGCCCCGAGGACGACGGGAAGACGGUGGACGGCCCCGCCAAGCUGGCCAAGGAGGCCUUCCUGCGAGGGGUCACGGAGGGCCGUGGCGGGCUGGGCUCCAUCUUCGUGUGGGCGUCGGGUAACGGCGGGCGGGAGAGGGACAGCUGCAACUGCGACGGCUACACCAACAGCAUCUACACCCUGUCCAUCAGCAGCACCACCCAGUACGGCAACGUGCCCUGGUACAGCGAGGCCUGCUCCUCCACCCUGGCCACCACCUACAGCUCCGGAAACCCUGGAGAGAAGCAGAUUGUGACCACGGACCUGAGGCAGAAGUGCACCGACUCUCACACGGGGACGUCUGCCUCCGCCCCGCUGGCAGCCGGCAUCAUCGCCCUGGCGCUGGAGGCCAAUGCCAACCUGACGUGGAGGGACAUGCAGCACCUGGUGGUGAGGACCUCCCAGCCGGCUCACCUCAGCGCAGACGACUGGAAGACCAACGGGAUGGGCCGGAGAGUGAGCCACUCCUAUGGCUACGGUCUGCUGGAUGCAGGGGCCAUGGUGGCUUUGGCGCAGAACUGGACCAGCGUGGGACCCCAGCACCAGUGUGUCCUCACCAUGCUGUCAGAGCCCAGGGAGAUGGGCAGCCGGCUGGUGUUCAGCAGGAGCGUGGACGCGUGCUGGGGGAGGCCGGAGUACGUGAGCUCCCUUGAGCACGUCCAGGCUCGUCUCAGCCUCUCCUACACUCACAGGGGCAGCCUGGCCAUCCACCUCAGCAGCCCGCUAGGAACACGCUCCACACUGCUGGCAGACAGGCCUAAGGACUCCUCGUCUGAGGGUUUUAAUGACUGGGCCUUCAUGACCACCCACUCCUGGGACGAAGACCCUCGAGGGGAGUGGACUCUGGAGAUAGAGAACAUGGCAGGAGGAGAGCGGGACUAUGGCAUGCUGACUCAGUUCAGUCUGAUCCUGUACGGCACGGGCUCCAGCGCCAUCAGCCCCUCGUCUCCCGACUUCCCCCGGCCGUCCAACAACAGCUGCAAGACCUUCGACGCCCAGCAGAUAUGCAUCGAGUGCAGCCCAGGCUUCUCCCUCUUCCUCCAGGGCUGCGUGAAGAUGUGCCCCCCCGGCUUCACCUCCGGCCCGCAGCUCCUCAACCUGUCCCUGGAGACCUGGGUGGACCUGUCCUCCGUCCAGGCCUGCCUGCCCUGCAACGCCGCCUGCCUCACCUGCGCCGGGCCCGGCCCCUCCGACUGCCUCUCCUGUCCCCCUCACAGCCACCUGGUGCUCAGCUCCUGUCCGCAUCAGAACCAGGUCCAGCGCAAGUCCCCCAUCAGCCGCCUGCUGCCCGCCGAGGACUCUCACCCGGCUGGGGAGAGCUCAGCUGGAGGAGGCGGCGGGGGAGAGGCCCAGGCUCCGGGGCCGGGCCCGUCUCCAUCCUCCUCUCCCGUUCCCACCAAGGUGGCCGUGCUCAGCUGUGCCUUCAUCCUGGCUGCCUUCGGCGGCCUCUUCCUGCUGUUGCAGCUGCGCUCGGGCGGCGCCCCCUGGGCCUGGAGGAGCAGGCUGCGCGCCGCGGAGGGCGGAGGGUUCCGGCUGGGCUCGGGCCUGGGCCGGGGCUGGGAGAGGAAGACCCGGGUGUGCUACAAGGGCAUCCCCACCGUGUGGGGCGACGAGGACAUGGCGAGGCCCAGCGAGGAGUCCGACAGCGAGGAGCCGGACUCGCACAGCGAGAGAACGGCCUUUAUCAGGACACAGAGUUCUCUCUAGCGACCCCCCACCCCCGCCCACUACUGGCUCUCCUGCAGGCUGGACUCUGCACGCCCCUUCAUACGACGACCGCCACCCAGGCAUCCAUGAUUAUCAGACGGUUCUCUGGGGAGUACAUUUCACUGGAUGUUCGCCCCAACCCGCGGCGCCGUCGAAUCAGUUCAUGUUCGCUCUUUGAAGAGAGCAUAUCGGCCUAGCGAGGCGUAGCAGAGUUUAGUUUGGGUUUUCAGUUGUUGCGCUCUUUUUAAUUGUCCCUUGAAUCCAGCCUAGAUGUACAUAUCAACAUUGUGAGCGUUUGUGUACAGUACAUGCUUGAGUGUGCUUGGGUGUAACUUGAUAUACAAGGGCUGUAAGCCCUUCCAGUCAAAUGACCAGUUAUCAAUUAUUUACAUGCUAAACCUUGAUUCAAUUCAUUAUCUCCUAGUUGGUUAUUUUCGGUUCAGACUUGCUCUCUCCUGCUGCUUGCUAUGUAAGACCGUGAUGAUGAGUUGAGCUUAGCAUUCUCCACAGUAUACUGCUAGUACAAAAGAGGAUUCUUUUAAAAUGUGUAUGUUUCCUAUAAACAUGUUGUGUAACCUAAUGAGGCCCUUUGAGAUUAGAUGAGCAACACAGACAGCUCCGUGUCAGUAGAAUGUCAAUUUAUCAUUUUGGAGCAGGCCACUAGUUUCCAGCCGAUUAUGUUCCAGCAAUUCUUGUCCAACCAAUCGCCUUCGGCAAAGGCAUGCCUUCCUCCCUGGUUUCUUUUAUGAGACCACAGUCUAUGAAACUAGAGCUGGAGGAAAGCGCAGGUGUUCAGACAAGAAUAGAGCUUGCUGUUUCUCAUAUUUGAAUUCCUUUGGUGAUGUUACCUAGUGCAGCUUUAAGAUAAGCCUGAGGUCUGCAGGCCGAGCUGUUUUUAGAUUGUUCCUCAAAGCAAUAAGGUAUAGAGAGCCGUGAAGCGAUACCAUGGGAGCAGGUUCCACACAAGAUUGCAUACCAAGAGGAAGUAACUAGUGGUGUUGUAGAUUGAUGAGGGGGAUGUUUGCACAUAACUUGCUUACAGACACACAUACACACACACACACACACACACACACAGUCAGCACAAGCAGGGGUUUUAUGACUGCAGGUCGAACAAUGUCACAAUCGAAAUGUGUAGAAAUGAUCAGCUUGAGGAGAAAGAACUACGUAAGACAAAAACCUUGCCACAAAGCUGUGUGACCUUCUCAACAAUGUAUUUGGUUGCUAUUGGCUAGAUAUAAGAAAAUUUCGUCUUCAUUCACCCUGUGGAGAGAAUAUUGAUUUUUAGUUUGUCUCAAGUACAAGCGUCCGAAGUAAGAGCUUUUGCCAGUUAUUACUCUUUCACAAACAAACAUCCAGUAUGUGGCUUAUUUGAGCCAAGAUGAAGUGCAUAGCUUUUGGACCUGUCAAUGAAAUCAGAGCCUUAUGGAUCUUUAAGGCCAGAAUUGGUGAAAUGUUGUCAGAACAGCUUAUAUUGUAUCGUAUUUUAUAGAAUUUUGUUUUAUAUCCUUUUUUAUUUAACUGAUGAUUGAUGUCAAUUGUGGGGAUAACUUUCAUGCUGAAAUAAAGUGAUUCUGUAAAUCA
Molecule: messenger RNA, 4655 nt
Organism: Hypomesus transpacificus
Lineage: Eukaryota; Metazoa; Chordata; Actinopteri; Osmeriformes; Osmeridae
Gene: furinb
Product: furin (paired basic amino acid cleaving enzyme) b
Exons: 16
Coding region: 564-3071 (835 amino acids)
Biological process (GO): peptide hormone processing
Cellular component (GO): Golgi membrane; trans-Golgi network
Molecular function (GO): serine-type endopeptidase activity
Source: RefSeq, a predicted model, not a curated record